AUGGUCUCCCUCACGAAACUCGGGGCGGCAGCUGCCGCGUGUCUUGCUGCUCUGCCAGGCUCAACGGCUUACAUUUUCAACAUGACUGCACCUCCAACUGCCACUCCUGGCAAGAACAUCACCGCCACGCUCUACACUUCCAUUUAUGUCCAGAACUACGUCGACUUCGGCAUCAUCUGGGGCAUAUCCGCUCCCGAAGUUGCCUGUCAUACCUGUGUUGGCCGGCAACUUGACUAUACGAACCUGGUGAAAGGCUCAGUUGCGGUUCCGCCCUCCGGGAACUUCACAGUUGAUGUGACGAUUCCCGCGGACUUUACGGGAGGACCUUACUUCCUCGUUGCGGCAGUCCCCUAUCUUGUUGGUGUCUCGGGGUCGACUGGUAUUAACUACUUCAACUCAACCCUCUACACUUCUUGA
Molecule: messenger RNA, 417 nt
Organism: Phialemonium atrogriseum
Lineage: Eukaryota; Fungi; Ascomycota; Sordariomycetes; Cephalothecales; Cephalothecaceae
Exons: 3
Coding region: 1-417 (138 amino acids)
Source: RefSeq, a predicted model, not a curated record